AUGAGGACGCAUCUGAAAAAAGCUGGAAUAAUUGGAAUUUUUUCUUUACUACUGUUGUAUAUUAUUAACUACAUGUCUGGGAAUUGGAGCCAGUCUGGUCCAGUCAGGUCCACAGAUGAGCAGCGUGUGAGCUGGAGACUGGACAGGAUUGAAGAAACCCUAAACAAGCUGACAAUGUUAAUCGAAACAUCUGCCCAGAGCUCCGACAUCAAACAUUUACCAAAAGUGGUUCAACAAAAGAAGAAGAUCCCAAAGCCAAAGCUAUAUCCAAACUCAGCGCUGUUUACGAAGUGGGGUGAUGACCUGACAGAGGACGAGCAAAAGGAAGCAGAAGCUCUGUUUCGUAUGUAUGGAUACAACGCCUUCCUGAGUAACAGGACGCCACUAGACAGAGCACUUCCAGACACAAGAGACAGCAGAUGUCGGAAUGUUUACUACCCUGAAGACCUGCCAACCAUCAGUGUGGUGCUGAUCUACUUAGACGAGGCUCUUUCUGUCAUUCAAAGAGCAAUACGAAGUAUCAUUGCCCGCACUCCAAAGCACUUACUGAGAGAAAUCAUUCUAGUGGAUGACUAUAGCAAAAACAAUGACCUUGGACAACGGUUACAAGACUACAUACAUCAUAUUCACUCAGAAAGGCCUGGCCUCAUAAGGAAAGUACGGCAUAAACGACAAAUGGGUUUGUCCCAGUCCCGGAACUCAGGUUGGCAGGUUGCCACAGCGGAUGUUGUGGCCAUCUUGGAUGCCCAUAUUGAAGUCAUAGAGGGAUGGGCUGAGCCUUUGCUGGCCAGGAUUAAAGCUGACAGGACAGUCGUGGUGUCCCCUGUGUUUGAUAAAGUCCACUUUGAUGACCUACAUGUGGAAAAAUAUCUCUCAUUUGGACAUGGCUUCGACUGGGCUCUGUGGUGUUUAUACGAGUCCUUUAGCCAGGAUUGGAUAAACAAGGGGGAUGAGUCUCAGCCUGGAAAGAGUCCCUCUAUCAUGGGAAUCUUUGCAGCAGACAGACGCUUUCUUGGAGAAAUCGGCGGGCUUGAUGGUGGAAUGACAAUUUAUGGGGGAGAAAAUGUUGAACUUGGCAUUCGUGUGUGGCUUUGUGGAGGUAGUAUAGAGGUUGUACCUUGCUCCAGGAUAGCUCACAUUGAACGGAUGCACAAACCAUAUGCACUUGAUCUCAGCCCUCUCAUGAAGAGGAAUGCUUUGCGGGUUGCCGAUGUCUGGCUUGACGACUUCAAGAAAAAUGUACUGAUUGCAUGGAAUCUUCCUCUUCAGAAUCAUGGGCUUGAUAUUGGAAAUGUGUCUGAGAGAAAGCAGCUCAGAGAAAAGCUGAAAUGUAAGCCUUUCAAGUGGUACUUGGAGAAUGUGUAUACAAAUCUGGAGACUUGGGAUAACCUUCUGGGUUAUGGGACACUGAAGAACACCAUCUAUAGCAGGUACUGUGUGGACCAAGGUGCUGUCCCAGGAAAUAUCCCCAUUCUGUAUGAGUGUCAUUCUCAACAGCCACAGCUUUGCUACUAUAACACAGAAAGUGAAAUCAUCAUUGGGGGGCUUAGAUCACACAAAGUCAACAGCAACCAAUGCCUGGUAGAUUCAGGCAGUGGCAGCACACCAACCCUGCAGGACUGCAAGGUGGCAAGGCAAAAGGAACUGCACAUGCACUGGGAUUUCAGACAAGGUGAAGCAAUUAGAAACAAAGCAACAAACAGAUGUCUAGAAAUCGCCUGGGGGCUAAACGGCUACUAUGAACUCAUCAUUCAGAAGUGCACUGGACAGGCUUGGAAGAUUGACAAUGUGAUCACAACUUUUUAGUUUACUUUGCG
Molecule: messenger RNA, 1817 nt
Organism: Sphaeramia orbicularis (orbiculate cardinalfish)
Lineage: Eukaryota; Metazoa; Chordata; Actinopteri; Kurtiformes; Apogonidae
Product: probable polypeptide N-acetylgalactosaminyltransferase 8
Exons: 11
Coding region: 1-1806 (601 amino acids)
Biological process (GO): protein O-linked glycosylation
Cellular component (GO): Golgi apparatus
Molecular function (GO): polypeptide N-acetylgalactosaminyltransferase activity
Source: RefSeq, a predicted model, not a curated record